GAGCGAGUACCAGACGCGAGCCGACAUCGAGUCAGUAAGGAACCGCUCUAAGAGAUUCGGAAAUGAAGCCGGCUCCAAUCGUCCUAAUCCUGGCGUGCGGCUUCGCCGCUGCCUCUGACGUUCCAAAUGCUUGUUCCGAAGAUCUGACUCAAAAUCUAGUGAAUGAUCCUGUUUUCAAACAAUGCGAUGGGAUGCUCGUCAACUACUUCAUCCAACACCAUGGCCUGACCCGUGACAACAUCCGCUACGUGACUGGCAAGACCACGGCUUCGUCGACGGGCUCCCAAAUUCUAUCUGAAGAUAAGAAAUCCGGGAAAUGCGUUGUCGCCGUUGUUGAAAGCGUUCCACGGAGCCCUCCCAGAAUCAGUUCCCUAUGCACCGUGCCGCUGCCGUGCCCGGGGAGCUCUGCGUACACUGAAUGCUGAGCAUCUCGAACGGAGCCGUUCCUGAGCUUUUCCCGAGAAAUCAUUCCCGUCAUCAUGGUGGUGGAGACAGGACCAUUGAUAGUGAGCCUCAAAACGGUGGUUGAGACACUUCGCCCCCUGAGGAGCAAGCAUGACCUCACCGGACCGUCGAAUAGCCCGUAGAUUUUCUCAUCGGAGAUUAGGAUCACUUGACGUUUGGAAUAAUUACGAGAAAACAAUACGGAAUGGCCUCUUGGA
This is a messenger RNA of Galendromus occidentalis (western predatory mite), 662 nucleotides long. RefSeq lists its product as uncharacterized. Lineage: Eukaryota; Metazoa; Arthropoda; Arachnida; Mesostigmata; Phytoseiidae. The record is from RefSeq and is a predicted model, not a curated record. The transcript has 2 exons. Bases 63 to 425 code for a protein of 120 amino acids.